This is a messenger RNA of Syngnathus typhle (broad-nosed pipefish), 428 nucleotides long. RefSeq lists its product as uncharacterized. NCBI's taxonomy places the organism in Eukaryota, Metazoa, Chordata, Actinopteri, Syngnathiformes, Syngnathidae. The record is from RefSeq and is a predicted model, not a curated record. The transcript has 2 exons. Bases 96 to 410 code for a protein of 104 amino acids.
CCGACAUCCUCAAACAGCUGUUCCCCCGUGAAAUCACCACCACUUCACUACAGCCAGACAUAGUGCUUUGGUCUGCUGCUACUGCUAAGUCUGCCAUGCUCAUAGAGCUCACCAUCUCCUGGGAGGAGGGAAUACAAGCUGCCUACGAGCAUAAAGCAGCCAAAUAUACAGAUCUGGCUGCCGAGUGUGAAGAGUCAGGUUGGUCCAUCAUCAGUAGAAGUGGGCUGUCGGGGCUACCGACGACACAUCGACGACAAGGCUGCUUCGAGAUGUGGGAACAACUGGCGCUAAACUCCGAAAGGAGUCUGCCAGUCCGGAGCCAACCCGUUCCAGUGAGAAGCCCAGCAGAGUGCUCUUCCACCAGGUUCGCCAUUCAGCAACUCUCGCUUGACAACCACACCCCACAAUAAAGUCUUUGUCGCUCAGCA